Molecule: messenger RNA, 396 nt
Organism: Fulvia fulva
Lineage: Eukaryota; Fungi; Ascomycota; Dothideomycetes; Mycosphaerellales; Mycosphaerellaceae
Exons: 2
Coding region: 1-396 (131 amino acids)
Source: RefSeq, a predicted model, not a curated record
AUGAAGACCGGACAUGCCAGCAUCGUCCUCACAGCCUCGAUGGACUCCCUCGUGGCCGCCCAUGACGACGUCUUUGCACGGGCUCCUACACCACUACCAGCUAGAGUCAAGCCCGCAGAUUACAGGCCUUGCCCGACCACUCUGACGAAGACGGGGAAUGGGAGACUUGAUAGGUGUACGACUACGAUCUUUGAGAGGACGAGGACGGAGGGUGUGGAUCGUCGGGGGUGUAGGAAUUUGGUGACGACUACGACUUAUCCGAUUUUGUUUGGGGUUGGGCCGGCUUGUGUUGGAGGUCAGAAGACCGUGUCGGAUGCGGGCACGACGACGGUCACGAGUUGUAAAGCUACGAGCACGGCGCCGUCGGCGUAUUAUCCCCCAGAGGCGACGAAGUAG